Molecule: messenger RNA, 4393 nt
Organism: Pseudomyrmex gracilis
Lineage: Eukaryota; Metazoa; Arthropoda; Insecta; Hymenoptera; Formicidae
Product: serine/threonine-protein phosphatase 6 regulatory ankyrin repeat subunit B-like
Exons: 18
Coding region: 677-4276 (1199 amino acids)
Molecular function (GO): protein binding
Source: RefSeq, a predicted model, not a curated record
AGAUGGAAGGGAUGCGCGCAACAGCAACGAAUUCUACCUGCAUAUAAACUCGCUGCUGUUGUGCGCAUCCCUUCCACUGCUGUAACGAAGCUAAAACUGUGAUGAACACUGGCGGUUACUCAAAUCGCCAGAAUCCGUUCUGCUCCCGAAGUGGUCAGCACGAGUUUGUGUCAUCAUCGCGACUCAACGGCUUAUUCACACAAAAAAUCCUGUAACGUUCGCGCGUUUAGGAGUCGUCGAGCCCGCUUGUUCUUGCUCCUUUUUCUAACGCGUUGUUGGUGUUAAAGGAAAACCAAAACUAAAACUUAAACGGAGAAACAACAUAGAAGACAGAUUUGAGAGAAAAACGGAUGCAAAUUGAGCACUACUUUUACCAUGGACUAUAUUGAUCCAAGCUACACGUUAAUAAAUGCAGUUCGUGAAGGGAACCUAGAAAGAGCUAGGGAGAUACUGACUUAUUUUGGACUAUCUUAUUCACAAGCAUGGAAAGGAGGAUAUGUUUUACUUUGUGAUGCUAUUGAGAAUAAGCAUACUGAAAUUGUUAAACUACUUUUAACAAACGGUUCUAACGUUAACAGCAACACUGCCAAAUUUGAUAAUGACGAUUAUGAUACUCCACUUCAUCUUGCUGUUAUAAAUGAUGACAUAGAAAUUGUUAAGAUGCUUCUAGACAGACAUGCUGCCGUUAAUUCUUCAAAUAGAUAUAACACCGCUGCGUCUCGCUGUUCACACAGGAUUUGUAGAUGGUUUUAAGAUGUUUAUGGACCGAGUUUUUGAUGUUAAUAUUGAAAAUUGGUGUGGCAGAACUUUGCUACACGAUGCGAUGGAAUGUGGCGAAAUAGAGAUUGCCGAUUUACUUUUAAAUUAUGGAGCUAACGUCGAUGCCCGUGAUAUAGACGAUUUUACACCACUGUUUUUUGCUGUUCUAAACGGACAUGUAGAUGGUGUUACCAUGCUUAUUAACCGAGGUGCUAACGUGAAUGCUGAGACUCCAGAUGGAACAACUCCAAUUCACGAAGCGGCUAAAUAUGCGAAAAUUGAGAUUGUAGAAGUACUUUUAAAUCGUGGAGCUGACGUUAAUGCCUAUGAUAACUACGGUGAUACACCACUGUAUUAUGCUGUUGUAGAAAAACAUGUAAAUAGAGUUAAGAUGCUUAUAAACGGAGGUGCAAAUGUUAAUGCUGAAACUCGGUAUGGCACAACUCCUCUUUAUGAUGCGAUUGAAUAUGAGGAUUUGGAGAUUGCUGAAAUAUUAUUACAUCAUGGCGCUAACGUUAAUGCCCGUUGUUCUUACGGCAUUACACCACUGUAUUAUGCUGCUCGAAGAGGACGUGUAGAUGGUGUUAAGAUGCUUAUUGAGAGAGGUGCUAUCGUCACUGCUGAAACUCGAACUGGCACUACUCCACUUCACGAUGCGAUUGCAGUCGGGACGGAAAGUGCUGAAUUACUUAUACAUCACGGUGCUAACGUUAACGCCAGUGAUACAGACGGUGUUACACCACUGUAUCGUGCUAUUGAAAAUAGACAUGUAGAUGGUGUUAAGAUGCUUAUCGACAAAGGUGCUGAUGUCACUGUUGAAACUCGAGAAGGCACAACACCGCUCCAUUACGCUAUUAAAUAUGAGGAAAUGGAAAUUGCGGAGUUACUUUUACGUCACGGAGCUAACGUCAACGCCAGUGAUAUAUACGGUGUUACACCACUACUCGUUGCUGUUAAACAAGGACAUGAAAGAUUUCUUGCGAUGCUUUAUCGCAGAUUUUAUAAUGAUAAUGCUAAUAUUCGGUAUGGCAAAACUUCGCUUCGUAAUGCUACUGAAUAUAAGGAAUUAGAAAUUGGUGAACUCCUUUUAAAUCAUGGAGCUACUAUUAACGCCAGUAACGAUAAAGAUGUUGCAUUACUGUGGUUUGCUGUUCACAGAGGAGAUGUAGAUAUUGUUAAGAUGCUUUUAGACAGUGGUGCAAAUGUUGAUGCUAAAACUCGGUACGCCACAACUCCGCUACACGACGCGGUUGAAUAUGAGGAAUUGGAAAUUGCACAGUUACUUUUAAAUUAUGGAGCAAACGUUACUGCCAGUGAUCAGACAGAUGUUACACCACUACAUCUUGCUGUUACAAAAGGACAUAAACAAUUUGUUAGGUUGUUUCUUGAUAGUGGCGCUAACUGUCAUGCUAAAACUCAGGAUGGCUCAACCCCGCUUCACCAUUCGAUUGAAAAUGAGGAAAUGGAGAUUGCAGACUUACUGUUACAUCACGGCGCUAACGUAAAUGCCACCGAUAAUUUAGGUGUUACACCACUACAUUUUGCUGUUACAAAAGGACAUAAACAAUUUGUUAAGAUGCUUAUUGACAAACGUGCUUACGUCGAUGCUGAAACUCGAGACGGCACAACUCCGCUCCACAAUGCGAUUGAAUAUGAGCAAAUGGAGAUUGCUGAAUUACUUUUAAAUCAUGGAGCUAAUGUUAAUUCCAGUAAUGAGUCAGGUGAAACACCACUGUUUCUCGCUGUUAAAACAGGAUAUGUAGAUGGUGUUAAGAUGCUUUUGGUCAGAGGUGCCGAUGUCAAUGCUGAAAUUCCGGAUGGCACAACGUUGCUUCACUAUGCAGUUCUAUAUGAGAAAAUGGAGAUAGCGGAAUUACUUUUAACUGAUCAUGGAGCUAACGUUACUGCUAGUAACGAUGAAGGUGUUACACCACUGUGUCUUGCUGUUGCAAAUGGACAUAAACAAUUUGUCCAGAUGUUUCUUGACAGUGGUGUUAACGUUAACGCUGAAACUCGAGAUGGCACUACUUUUCUUCAUACUGCAAUUGAAUAUGAGAAAAUGGAGAUUGCAGAAUUACUUUUAAAUAACGGAGCUAACGUUACCGCUAGUAACGAUUACGGUGUUACACCACUAUUUGUUGCUAUUGAAAGUGGACAUGUAGAUGGCGUUAAGAUGCUUAUGGACAGAGGCCUUAACUGUGCUGUUAAAACUCGGUAUGGCAUAAGUCCGCUCCAUUAUGCGAUUCGACAUAAGAAACUAGAAAUUGCUGAUUUAUUUUUAAAUCACGGAGUUGACGAGAAUGCCACUGACUAUUCAGGUGAUACACCACUGUCUCUCGCUGUUAACACAGAAUACGUAGAUGCUGUUAAAAUGCUUUUGGUCAGAGGUGCCAACGUUAAUGCUAAAAAUCGGGAUGGCACAACUCCGCUUCACGUUGCGGUUGACUUUAAGUUAAUGGAGAUUGCUGAAUUACUUUUAAAUUAUGGAGCUAACGUUACCGCUAGUAACGAUAAAGGUGUUACAUCACUGUGUCUUGCUGUUAUAAGAGGACAUAAACAAUUUGUUAAGAAGUUUCUUGAUAGAGGUGCUAACGUUAAUGCUAAAACUCGGAAUGGCAGAACUCUGCUUUACAAUGCAAGUCUAUAUAACAAAAAGAAGAUUGCAGAAUUACUUUUAAAUCACGGAGCUAACGUUAACGCCAGUAACGAUGACGGUGGUACACCACUAUAUGGUGCUAUUAAAAGUGGACAUGUAGAUGGUGUUAAGAUGCUGUUGGACAGAGGUGCUAACGUUAAUGGUGAAACUCGGGAUAGCGCAACUCCGCUUCACGAAGCUAUUAAAAAUGGGAAAACGGAGAUUGCUGAAGUACUUUUAAAUCAUGGAGCUAACGUUAAUGCCAGUGAUAAGUCAGGUGUUACACCACUGUGUCUUGCUGUUGAAAAAGAAAAUGUAGAAUUUGUUGCGAUGUUGUUAGACAGAGGUGCGGAUAUUAAUGCUAUAUCAUAUAACGAUUAUUCUGACUUUUCUCGUCGCAUCUAUUAUGAAGAAAUUGCUGAGUUUCUUACACAGCAUAUAGUUAAGAUAAAAGCUGCAAAUUUAUUCGUAAGUGAACAAUUAUUAUCAAUGUGCAGCAAUUAUGAAAUAAGAGAUUUACAGGAUGAAUGUGAAACAGAAGUAGCAAUCAUGAAGAAUGAGAAAAUUAGUAAUACUACUAUAUCAUUUUACAAUAUCUUGAUAAAAGAUACAAAUCGAGUAGCAAUAUACAUGAGAAAUGAACAUGUAGUGCAGGUUUUAAGAUCAGACGAGUAUAAAAUAAAAUUUCCAAUAUACUCUAGCAUGAUAAAAAAUCAGUUCAGAAAAGGUAUGGAAAGAAAAGAGUUGCUCGAAGAAGGCACUAAAAGUUUCUAUUUUUUCUGUAACUUUUUUAAGCUACCACGUGAGUGUAUUGAACAAAUAUUUAGUUAUCUAAGUGAUAAUGACAUAAGAAUUUCAAUAGAUGGCUUGAAAGUCUGUUAGGUAAAUAUUUAGAAAAGAUUACCCUCCUCCGAUUUUAAUGAGCUUAACAUAUGUUGUCAAGGACAUUUUCCUGAGUAACAAUCCGUAAAUUUUAGCCGUCGUUUGUUGGUUAAAAAA